Ochlerotatus camptorhynchus is the source of this 4524-nucleotide messenger RNA. RefSeq lists its product as uncharacterized. The coding region runs from base 1 to 4524 and encodes 1507 amino acids. Gene Ontology annotation, molecular function: nucleic acid binding; aspartic-type endopeptidase activity. The record is from RefSeq and is a predicted model, not a curated record. Lineage: Eukaryota; Metazoa; Arthropoda; Insecta; Diptera; Culicidae. Gene Ontology annotation, biological process: proteolysis; DNA integration. The transcript has a single exon.
AUGGAAAAUAACGGACAAAUUCCACGCGAUGUCGACCAGCAGCAGCGGUUUCAGAAUCAACAGCAGCAGCAGCAACAGCAGCAGUUGAAUUUACAGCAGGGAGCCCCGGUCCAUCAGCAACAGUCCGUUCCAGCAGCACCCGGACAGCAACAAUAUGCUCUUCCUCCUCCUCAGCAGCAACAAAUGAGUCAGCCGGACCUUGGUCAGAUGAUGUUUUUGAUGCAACAAAUGAUGACUCAAGUGAUUCAAGUGACCCAGCAAAACGAAGCAAACGAGACACGCCGUGAAGCGCGUCAUCAGGAGCUCAUCCGUACGUUGGCAAAGUCCCGAGAACGACAAGUUGCAUACAAUCCGGAGCAGAUCCUUGACUCAUUGGCGAAUAACAUCAAGGAUUUUCGCUACGAACCGGAUAGCAACAUAACUUUUGCUGCUUGGUACACUCGAUACGAUGAGCUAUUCGAGAAGGACGCAGCUCGAUUAGACGAUCAAGCGAAAGUGCGACUGCUGCUUCGGAAGCUGGGACCGAUUGAACACGAAAGGUACGUGAGUUUCAUUCUUCCCAAGCUUCCCAAAGAUUUUUCCUUCUCCCAGACGGUCGAGAAGAUGAAAAAUUUGUUCGGUGCAAAGGAGUCGGUGAUCAGUCGGCGAUACAGAUGUUUGCAGAUUUCCCGGUAUCCGACCGAAGACCAUAUUGCGUACGCCUGCCGAGUCAACAAAGCUUGUGUGGAGUUCGAGCUCGGAAAGUUGUCGGAGGAGCAAUUUAAGUGCUUGAUAUACGUGUGCGGGUUGAAAUCGGAGAGUGAUGCCGAAAUUAGGAUGCGGCUCCUCUCAAAGAUCGAGGAGGUAAAUGACGUCACACUAGAGCACCUGUCAAAUGAGUGCCAGCGUCUUUUCAACCUCAAGCACGAUAACGCUAUGAUCGAAGCGCCGGUUCCAUUCGAUCAAGUGAACGCGAUCAAGUAUAGCAACAGGCAAUUUAAAAAGCGUGACUUUGAGUCCCCAAACCAGGCAUUGAGCGAUAGUGAAUGCAAACCAGAUUCACCGUGUUGGUUUUGUGGCGGACUACAUUAUGUUCGCAACUGCGGCUACAAGCAGCACAAGUGUUCCGAAUGUGGUCAAUUUGGACAUCGAGAAGGCUAUUGUGGUAGUGCGAACAAAGCACGCCAGCCUACGAUGAGGAGAAGGAAGAAGCAUUCGGUGGAUAGCAAGGUGGUAAUCGUCGACGUAUGCAGCGUGCAGCAACGACGGAGGUUCGUGCCCGUAAGUAUAUGCGGGACGUCGAUUCAGCUGCAACUCGAUACCGCUUCGGACAUCACGGUCAUCAGCAAGCAAAUUUGGGAGAAGAUCGGAAGUCCGGAGCUGGUUCCAUCGACGGUCAAGGCGAAGACCGCUUCUGGUAAUACCUUGCUGCUUGAAGGCGAGUUCGUGUGCAACGUUACCAUCGGUGAAACAACACGAAAUGGUGUGAUUCGAGUGACGGAGAAACCACUGCAGCUUCUCGGAUCCGACUUCGUGGACAGCUUCGAUCUCUGGUCAGUACCGAUGGACAAUUUUUGCUGCAAUAUUUCUGCCUCUCCAGCAUCCUUGUCGACUCUCAAGUCAACCUUCCCGAAGGUGUUCAGUUGUAAGCUCGGGUUGUGCAUCAAAACGGCCGUUAAGUUCGAACUGAAAACAAGCUGUAAACCCGUGUUUUGUCCCAAACGGCCCGUUGCAUAUGCAAUGUACGAUGCCGUUAACCAGGAGUUGGAUAGAUUGGAGAAGCUGAAGAUCAUUUCGCCAAUCGAUUACUCGGAAUGGGCUGCUCCUAUAGUUGUCGUGCGCAAGGCGAAUGGGGCAAUUAGGAUCUGCGGAGAUUACUCGACAGGCUUGAACUCCGCUCUUCAAUCGAACCAGUACCCGUUGCCUCUACCGGAAGAUAUAUUUGCCAAGCUAGCGAACUGCCAAGUGUUCAGUCAGAUUGAUUUUUCGGACGCUUUCAUGCAGGUACCGGUCGAUGAAAAAUUUCGGAGUCUACUUACUAUCAACACGCACCGUGGACUCUACCUCUACAACCGCCUUCCGCCGGGUGUGAAAAUUGCUCCUGGAGUUUUCCAGCAACUCAUCGACACGAUGCUAGCUGAUCUACCAGGAACAUCCGGUUAUCUUGAUGACGUUGUUGUGGGCGGUGAAAACCAGCAAGAGCACGACCGCAAUCUCCGAGCCGUUCUUCAGCGAAUUCAAGACUUCGGAUUUACGAUCAGAGCUGAGAAGUGUUCAUUUGGAAAGCGACAAAUUCGUUAUCUUGGACACAUCAUCGACGCUAGCGGACUUCGACCGGAUCCAGCAAAAGUUGAAGCAAUUAGCAAGCUUCCUCCUCCUUCCGACGUAUCUGGUGUACGCUCCUUCCUUGGCGCGAUUAACUAUUAUGGAAAGUUCGUGUCUAAUAUGCGAGCGCUCCGCUAUCCCCUUGAUAACCUCCUCAAAACAGAAUCGAAGUUUGAUUGGAAUACGGAGUGUCAACAGGCGUUCGACCGAUUCAAGCAGAUUCUUACUUCGGACCUACUGCUUACACACUUCGAUCCGAAGAAGGAGAUCAUCGUGUCCGCCGAUGCUUCAUCAGUCGGUCUCGGGGCCACAAUCAGCCAUAAAUUCUCCGAUGGCUCCAUCAAGGUGGUGCAGCACGCCUCGAGAGCACUCACCAAGGCGGAGCAGAACUAUAGUCAGCCUGAUAGAGAAGGUCUAGCUAUCAUCUUCGCAGUUACGAAGUUUCACAAAAUGAUCUUUGGUCGGCGCUUCCGCCUUCAAACUGACCACGCUCCAUUGGUUCGAAUCUUCGGCUCCAAGAAAGGUAUCCCGGUGUAUACGGCUAACCGGUUGCAACGUUUUGCCCUCACGUUACUUCUGUACGACUUUGACAUCGAGUACGUUCCGACUGAGAAGUUCGGCCAUGCCGACCUACUGUCCCGACUAAUAAGCCAACAUGCGAAGCCAGAAGAGGAUUAUAUCAUCGCUAGCGUUACACUGGAGGAAGAUGUCAGGUCAGUAGCCGCGGAUUCACUUAAUGUUCUUCCCCUUAAUUUCAGAGUCGUCGCGCAAAGCACCCAGGCCGAUCCACUUCUACGCAAGGUCUACCGGUACAUCCAAAACGGCUGGCCGCAAUCUAAGCAAGUCGAACCGGAGAUCAAACGAUUCCACGCCAGACUGGAAUCCUUCACCGUAGUGGAUGGGUGCAUUCUGUUUGCCGAACGACUCGUCAUUCCAUCGAAACACCAAAAACGAUGCUUGGACCAGCUUCAUCGAGGCCAUCCGGGUAUGCAGCGGAUGAAAGCGAUUGCCAGGAGCUACGUGUACUGGCCGUCACUCGACGAAGACAUCGUUGGUUACGUCAAGGCCUGUGCGCAGUGUGCGUCCGUUGCGAAGUCUCCUCCUCAUGCUACACCGAUGCCGUGGCCGAAAACAGUUGGCCCAUGGCAACGCGUUCACAUCGAUUACGCCGGACCAAUCGAUGGUGACUACUUCUUAAUCGUCGUCGACUCUUACUCCAAAUGGCCUGAGAUUGUCAAAACGCGCAGCAUUACAUCGAUAUCCACAAUUGCCAUCUUGCGUGGACUCUUCGCUCGACUGGGGAUGCCGGUUACACUGGUCUCGGACAACGGAACACAAUUCACCAGUGCAGAGUUUGGCAAAUUCUGUGUUACGAACGGCAUCGAGCACCUCACGACAGCCCCGUUCCAUCCACAAUCAAACGGACAAGCAGAGCGUUUCGUGGAUACAUUCAAAAGGGCCGUCAAGAAGAUCCGAGAGGGAAGAGGAACAAUGGAUGAAGCAAUCGAUACGUUUCUCCUCACGUACAGGAGCACGCCAAAUCACUCUGUACCAGAAAACAAGACGCCGUCAGAGGCUAUGUUCGGCCGUAAAAUCCGAACCAGCCUUGAGUUGUUACGCCCGCCUCCCGCGCCCAUGGCAGUUCCAGAAGAGCAGAAAGAACAAAAGCGACGAUCAUUCAACCGCGACGAUGCUGUCUACGCCAAGGUCUACACCAAAAACACCUGGAAAUGGGUACCUGGCAUAGUUCUCGAGCGAAUCGGUAACGUAAUGUAUAACGUGUGGACCGAUGCUCGGAUGCUGCGCUCGCACGUCAACCAGUUGCGUAGUCGAAAUUCCACGAGUUCGAAUGCCAAGUUACCAGUCAGACAAGCCGUGAGCUCACACAGUUCAUUUCCGUUGAACGUCCUGAUGUCUGCCUGGAACCUACCUCAGUCACCGUCGUCGCUUGCACCGGACGAGCCCGUCCAAUCAUCAUCAUCGCAAGCCUCUAGCUCAGCAUCAACUACGAAUCCGAUGACGCCUCAAUCAUUGCCGCCGUCACCGAGAUGUAGUUCACCAGCGACCACGAGUACAUCGAUGUCGUCAAUGUCUUCUACGACAGCAACAUCAACUGAGUUCGAGUUAGCAGCUGAAACCGAACCGGUAGAAGUUCUACCUCGGCGCUCUUCCCGUCUUCGAAGGCAGCCUCGAUGGUUUGACCCCUACCAGCUCUAUUAA